AAGAGCUUCAUCUUUACACUUCUAUUAAUCUGUAACCUUUUUUGUUCAUGUUAUAUAAUGUUAAAACCUAAUCUUAACUCAUCUGCAAAAUGUUGAUUGUUUCACUGCUUAUAUAUUUUUUCUUAAUUCUAGGAAGUUUGGGACGUUAAACUAAGACUGGACUUUGCAGGUGACUCAGAAAGGUUUGAAAAUAAGUCUGUUAUGCAGUAACUAUAACAGAGAGGGAAAGCAAAGAGAAGCAACUGCUUGCAAGAGACAACAGACGAACUUUGCUCCCUAGUCAGAGACUGCUUUGUGGGGGAGAUCAGAAAAACUACAAGGGACGACAGAUAAGAAAUAGUAUUUGAAAAGACAUUUCAAUGGCGUACCGACUUUUUGAAGGAAAGGAACAUGCUUCCAUCUAUCAGCAGUAUCGUUUCACUCCUCCCUCUGGCCUCAAGGAUAUCAUUAUUCAGUACUUGGACAAAAAGAAAGGACGGCCACAUCUGCUUGCUGUAGAUCUGGGAUGUGGGACGGGUCAGCACAGUCGGCUGCUUGCACCGCACUUCAAAGAAGUGGUCGGCAUUGAUAUCAGCGAUUGCCAGCUGGAGGAGGCCCGGGCCGUGCCAGGAUACACUAACAUCACAUAUCGUAAAGGGACAGCAGAAGAGCUUCCUUUUGAGAACGGCACUGUAGACUUGUUAACAGCAGCUUCUGCAGCACACUGGUUUGACCAGUCCAAGUUUCUACUUGAGGCCAAUCGGGUCCUUAAACCAAGGGGCUGCAUGGCUCUGCUGGGCUUUGCAGACAAUAACAUCAGAUUCACCUAUAAGGAUUGUGGAGAAAAACUAAAUGGCAUCUACCAGGAGGUAAAGGAGUUGCUGCGACCCUACACAAGCAACCCAGUUGCUGUAUCAGAGAGUAAACUGGAAAGCCUGUACUCUGCCAUACCUUUUCCUGACAAGGAGAGAUCCAACAGGAUUGAGAGUUUUCCGAGCAAAUCCAUGAUCUCAGUCAGAAGGUUGGUGGGUUUUAUUAGCAGUUGGUCAAUGUACAAUUCAUUCAAGAGAGAAAACCCUCAAGGAGCUGAAGACCUGCUGACUAACUUUCAAAAGCGGUUCCUGGAUGAAAUGGGUGUCACUUCUGUUGAUACUGAAAUAGAGCGGGAGUGGCAAUAUUUCUGCAUCCUGGCUUCAAAGCCCCUAUAAUCAACAGCACAGCUUGGAUACAUGUUUAACAAGAAAAUCACUCAGAGACCCUCGAAAGAGAA
This is a messenger RNA of Cyprinodon variegatus (sheepshead minnow), 1249 nucleotides long. Its product is annotated as putative methyltransferase DDB_G0268948. The record is from RefSeq and is a predicted model, not a curated record. NCBI's taxonomy places the organism in Eukaryota, Metazoa, Chordata, Actinopteri, Cyprinodontiformes, Cyprinodontidae. Bases 360 to 1187 code for a protein of 275 amino acids. The transcript has 6 exons. Gene Ontology annotation, molecular function: S-adenosylmethionine-dependent methyltransferase activity.